AUGAAGUUCCCAGUUCUCAGCACCUUGGCAAUGAUCGUCGCUAUUGCCUAUGCACAAGACUUUGACGACGAGUUUGGAGGACCAAUUGUUUAUGGGGGUGGUCAAUGUGACGAUUUCGGGAAAAGGUGUGGCUCGACUUUGGAUUGCUGCGGUAUUUACGUUUGCCGCGCCGUGGAUGACAAGCCUUUCAAAAUAUGCAAGGUGGACGAGUGCCGUGCUCUCGGCAAAGGUUGUCAAGUAGACUCGGAGUGCUGCAGUGGGGUUUGCACCUGGGUGGACCCUAAAAAUCUCAAUUCAGGCGCUCGGGAAUGUAAGAAGGACCGAGCUUGCCGAACCGAAGGAGAUAUCUGUGACAACGGCAAAUAUGCUUGCUGCAAGGGUCUUACAUGCACUGGAGAUCUCGACAAAACACGACGAUGCUACUAG
Molecule: messenger RNA, 426 nt
Organism: Fusarium musae
Lineage: Eukaryota; Fungi; Ascomycota; Sordariomycetes; Hypocreales; Nectriaceae
Exons: 2
Coding region: 1-426 (141 amino acids)
Source: RefSeq, a predicted model, not a curated record